UCGUUGAUCUCCGGACGUUUUGACUAAUCUGAAGAAAUUGGAGAAUUUGAGUAACACAAGCAAGGUUCCAGUUGUUCUUUGUGGCUGGCGAUACUGUAGUUUUUUUGAGAAAUUUGCGCCACCGUUUACUGGAAUGCCCAUCAGCGAUAUGUCUAGUUCGCGAACUGGGAAGCCUUCGACGAGCCUUUACGUGCGCGGGGUUCCCGAGCAAACUCGGAAUGAUGAACUGAAAGAAAUCUUCGGCAAAUACGGGCCGAUUAAGGAUGUUUACAUUCCUCUGGACUAUUACACUCGGGCGCCAAGAGGAUUUGCUUACGUUCAGUUCGAAGACAUUGAAGACGCCAAGGAUGCGAUGGACGGAUUGGACAGCGUUCGUUUACACGGCCGAACUCUGGAGAUUGAAUUCGCGCAAGGCGACAGGAAGACCCCAAAUGAUAUGAAAGGAAAAGAGCGACGGGGCGGCGGAGGACGAUAUGGAUCUGAACGGUACGGAGGAAGGCGGUACAGUCGCAGCCGGAGUCGUUCCCGGGAUCGCAAUCGACGGCGAUCGCGAAGCGGUGAGCGCUACCGGGACCGUGACCGAAGCGAGGAACGCUAUCGUGAGCGCGACCGAAGUGAAGACCGUUACCGCGAUAAAGAACGGUACGGCGAUCGACGCCGGUCCCGAUCCCGGUCUCGUUCGCGAGAGUAUGAGCGUUCGCGUAGUCGAUCACCCCGGCGUACUAGUACUCGUCAUUCCCCGGACCGACGCAACGGGCGUUCCAGUCCAUACCGUUAAAAUGUGCAACUUAAAGGAAGGUUGAGAUUUCACAAUCGUAUGCAGUUGCAUUUUGAGUGCUUUAUUGCUUAUCAGUUAUUGUUAUUGAUUUUUGUUGAUAGUUCGUUGUAGUGGCACGUUAUAUGUACUUAAUAUAAUACGUAGGUUCAUGAAAUCGUCAAGUAUCUGCGGGCUGUAGCAUGCUGAGAUUGUGCAUUUGUCUUUAUCCUUAACGGCGCAUUGUUUUGCGAACCUGCUUAAAUACUGUUAUUGUUAUCCCGUUUUGAAUAAAUUUGGGAAGUUGG
Paramacrobiotus metropolitanus is the source of this 1062-nucleotide messenger RNA. Its product is annotated as serine/arginine-rich splicing factor 10-like. The record is from RefSeq and is a predicted model, not a curated record. The coding region runs from base 134 to 778 and encodes 214 amino acids. The transcript is spliced from 6 exons. NCBI's taxonomy places the organism in Eukaryota, Metazoa, Tardigrada, Eutardigrada, Parachela, Macrobiotidae. Gene Ontology annotation, molecular function: RNA binding.